AUGUAAACUUCAUCUGCCUUUCACGUGAGCAAGUGCAAAGAAAUAUCAUAUUCAACAGUCUUAAAAUAGCUGCAUAAAUGUCAAAAUGGGUUGUGCUCCAUCAUCGCAAAGCCUUCAAGUCAGUGACAAUGAAACCCGUCUCCUGCAAGAAAUCGACCGCUUGAGAUUUGAACAGCAAACACAGCAAUUUGAAAUCAGCAAAUUGCGUCAAGAAAAUGAAAAACUGCGGGAAGGUCAAGUUAACGGUGCCCAUGACAACGUUGAGUUUGGUUAUGAGAUGACAGAAGAAGAUGGUGGCCAUGAGGUUCUUGUGCAGGAAAUUGAGAAACUAAAGCUUGAGCAACAUGAAAGGGACAGAGUGAUCAAUGAUCUAAGACUAAAUAAUGAGGAGUUAAAUAGGAAGCUCUAUGAGAAUGAACAACAAGCCCAGGUAUUUAAUUUUAUAAGGAGUUUGUCUCAAGUUCAUUAAUACAAAUGCUGUCAUCUUGUGUGAAGAUUUAAGUUAAGUGUUUGAUGUCAAUAUCCUUAAUGCAAGUAAAUUUUUUUUUUUACCAAUCCUUUUUUUGGGUUGUCUGUUUUAGUGUCAUGUUGUUUAGGGGUGAAAUAAAUCCUGUUGAGCCUUAUUUAGGUUAGUUUCCUUUAGGAGACAAUUUUGAUUUUGUGACCAAAAUCCAUAUUCCUUUUAUGUGGGGGUCCCCUCAAACCAUUUGCUUGGGUCUUAACAUAUCAAACUUCUUUAGAGAAUUGUUUUUGGGGGGGUGGGGAAGGGGAGGGGUUACAUUCUGUACAUUUCUCCAACAAAACAAACUAUUUCCAACUGGUUUAAAAUGUCAUAGUAGGCAAAAGAACUAUGACAUUCAAACUGUGAAUUGUGAAUUAACUAACCUGAUUUUUUUGUGUAUGUGUGUUUUCUAGUCCAUUCCCACAGCAUUUAGUCCAGGUGCACCCGCAAAAACUAGGAAUUUGCCCAAAGUUGGAGACCCAGUAAGAAUAAAUUAUUUUUUAGCUCAAUAUAUUAACUUUUUAGUUCUACCACCUAAUGUACUUGAAAAUAUUAGUACUGUCCUUACAUCUGUGAUCCUGUCUGGACCUUUGCAUUGCCUGGUUCUAUUUUCGUUUUGUUCUCUAUAAUCUGUUACAUGUAGAAAAUAAAAAGCUUUUUACCACAAUAAUGAGACAAUGAAUUUGCUUUUUCACAUCUAAGAUUUUAAACCAUGAAAAUGAAGACGUCAUUUCAACUAGUCCCAAAAGCUUUUUACUUGAAUUUCUUCUGCCCCAUUUCAAAAAGAUGACUGUUAACAGCAUGAGUCGAUAGCAAAAUCCAUUUGGGCUAUCGGACAGUUUCUCAAUUGCCCCAUUUAAAGAUACAGGUAAUUUGCAUCCAGUUCUAUUCUACAGGUAAUUCCCCUAGCAUAGAACAAACUUGUUUGUAACUUGUUUGAGGUGUUGAAAUUCCAUCUCCUCUAGGUGCUAGCUAUGUGGGAGGUGAGCCCAUGGCAGUAUUUCACAGCCACCAUUGUCUCAUUUGACUCCAAUACACUCCAGUACACCAUUGUGUGGGACGACCAAGAUCCAUCUGGCAGAAUUGUGGAUUACUACAAUCUGGCCCUGGAUCGUGUACCAGAACAUGAUGAGAUUGCCAUUGGAUCGGUUGUCCUGUUUCCUCAAGGGAAGUACAAGGGACAGGAGGGUGUGCGACUUGGUGGACAGCGCUAUCAUCAGGUCAAUGAAAUAUUUUAAUUAUUUUAUUUUUAUAGUUGCUCCUCUGUAUUUGAUAUUGAAUUAUCAUGUUUCUUUUUUGUUAUUUUGUAGGGAAGAAUAACCAAUGUUUAUGAUGGCCCUGGAGGUGAAAAACGUUAUGAUGGUGAACAUACCAAAGACGAUGCCGAUGGCAAAUGGAUUACUUACAAAGACUAUAACCGUUAUUUCUAUGGAUUAGAACUUCAUCAAUUCCGCAUCUCCCCCAAUGUGCUUGAAAUUCUUUCUGCCCAGAAUCCUGAGCCAACCAGUAACCAGCAGAGUAGAGCAACACACUCAAAUCCGUGUGACAUAUUCAUUUCGUACACAAAGGUAAGCUUAUUGACUGUGAUACUUACAGUUUUUGGCACUGUCAAAAUGUUUACAUUUUUGCUAAAUAUGAGUCACCAGUCGCGUCUCGUUUCCUGCAGCACAAUGUGUAAAGUAUUGUAUGCUAACAAGAUUCUCAUUACAUAGCAUGAGAUUUAGUGAAGUGGCAAUUUUUGGCGUAAAUUAUCGAAAGCCUGUACUACACGAAAACAACUAAUUUUGCAUUUACUACUUUUUUGGCACUGUCAUGCACUUAAACAAUAGAACUAUUCAGCUAACUCAAUGUUGUACCUAACUCAAAUCUCCUGGGGUUAAGAUUCUUUGUGUAUUGUAUUUGAAUUAUAAUGUGGCAUUCUCAUUUAAAUGAUAUGGAAAUUCGUGAAACAAACCGUUUUAUUCCCAAAGGGUUUGAAUUGCGUACAACAUUGAAGCCCUGAUUUUUUUCAGGCUUCUUCUUUCCAAUUGCUUAAAUUGGAAAAUUUACUGCGAUGAUCAUUCUUCACUUUCAUCGACAACCACAGUUCAAAAAUGAAUUAUUUCAUAUAUACUUACGUCAACAUUGAGUUAGCUGAAUAGGUCUAUUGUAUCCUACAUUGCAGGAAUUGCAUAAGGCACGAACUGAUUUUUUUCAACAUUCUUUUGUAUUAAAUUGUUUAAUUGACAGGUAAAUAGCCCUUCUGCUAUUAGAAACCAAGAGGUGCUGCCUUCCGAUGCCCCACCCAGUUACGACGAAGCAAUACUGUCCAGCAUUUGCGACCCACGUGACAUCAGAUUUCAACUGGAAAGUUGUGGAGUAACUUUGAAUAAGGAGAAACAAGGAGCUGAUGCCCUUAUUCAGACAGUCCAAGAGAUAAACACAGCCAAGGUGUUUGUGGCAUGCCUCAGUGAUGAAUACGUGAAGUGAGUGCUGCUUUAUUUGCAGAGCAAUAAAACUGUUUGCAUGUGUGAAAAGUGACUGAAUGCAUUCCGCAGGGUUUUGAAUGGCUCAGAGUUGUUUUAUCUCUACUAUCGCUCUUCUUGUUAGAUUGAUCCAGUUUUCCCAAAGACGGUCACAUUUUGGUUAUUCGCACUCUUUAUUAGUGUGACUAUUAACCGUGGUCUGGUAAGGGUCCACUAAAUAGUUAUUUGAGGUCUGAAUGUAUGAAAUAAAAUUAAAUAACUUAAGUACGUUUAGUUAAAAAAAAACACACAAGAUGAAUUUAGCAGGAAAUUGCUAUUAUUGAGGACACUAUUUUUAAGUCUCCUAAUGGAGACAGGACUGUCAUUUUACAUGGUCAACAGAGCCACGAAAAGGUGUAGCCAUUUGUAUGGCAAAGUGGUACUCUCAUUUCUCUCGGUUAUUUUAAGACCCAAAAUAUUGGUUCGGACCUCAGGAUUGAACCGGUGACCUUCUAGCCUGGGGACAAGCUCUCCAACUGGGGAAGUCAAGAGAAGUCACGCCAGAGCAGCCGCUCGCUCGUGUGUUCUCACGCUCGCUCACCAUGAUUGGAGAGCGUGCUUGCAAUCUAGUGACCUCCCAUUCUGCCGUUAAGUGCCCUACCGACUGAUCUAGUCCCCCUGCGGUUAGUAUACUGGACACUUCUUAUUAACCCCUAAGUGUUGACCUUUAGGGAUGAGAUUUGUCGCCAGGAGUUUCAAUAUGCAAAGAAAACUGCCAAGAAGCCAGUGAUCCCUAUUGUUGUGGGCAGUGGAUCAUUUGACUGGAUGAUGACAGUGGUAGGACUACUUAUCGCUGGUGAGAUUUAUAUUCACUUCAGUAACAAAGAUGUCCAGGAGGCUAAAAUGGCUGAGCUGCUGAAAGCGGUGAAGAAGAGUGUUCCACAGGUUGCUCUUCCUGGUGAAAUGGGAAGCGUGCAAGGUGAGUUUCACGUGAAUUGUUCUUGAAAUUAAAAAUAGUGGCAACCCCCCUUAAGUGACAAGAUUUGGGACUUUUCGAUACAUUCAUACUGCUUCGUCAUAACUGGGUGGGGCAUCGGUUGGAAAUUGAUGAUGGAGCUCACGUCACUGCAUCACUGCAGAGUGUUCUGUUUGAACCACCUAACUGUUAGAUAGGUGUUCUGUUCUGAAUACCGAAAACGCCGGUCACAUUUUUCAGCCGGUCAAAAAAGUGAAUUCCAUAGCCAGUAAGGGCAGGUAGUUGACAAUAAUCGACAGUAGAGAGCUUAAGCAACAACUACGGCGACAGUUACGAAAACGUCACUUAAAAGGUGAAUUCGCGCUGCUUUAAAGUUUAUCGCGGUUAUUACAUUUAUUUCGUUUACUUCGUCAAAUGCUGGCAAAUGUUUUUGGAGUUGAAUUCUGGAUGACUGUAUCAAAGUUCAAGAAAAGAAAAAGAAAGAUGUUGUCUUGUGUUCUCGUCCUCAACAAAACGUGAAUUUAGGAACUUUCACGUUGUAGUCGUGCAACCACGGCAAAAAAAUGUUCCAAAAAAGCGUGAUGCACCUGCAAAGUUUUUUUGCUAAUCUAAACUUAUUACUUUUUUGCCGUCCUCGUUGCCGUCGCCCUCGUCUUUGCUCAAGCUCCCUAAUAUGGACUGGACUGUCGUAUCUUAGCCCCUUCAAUAUGUGUUUUCUUUCCUCAGAUUUACGAACUUCAGAAGUGUCUGGACCAGGAACGAAGCCACUCAAAACUGCAGAUGUUUUUGUGAGUUACUGCUGGUCAAAUUCAGAAAGUGCUCACAGGUCUAAGCAAGUAAGUAUGACUUAGUCUGACAUUUUAGAACUGGAAAAUUGACAAAGGAUCGGAAAGAAACCCUGACAUGUAAUUUACCCAAAUUCAGCCGUUAGGAACUGACCACCAAACCGAGUGUAAGAACAUUUUAACCAAAUGAGUCAGAAAGAAAGAACACACGGAUGAAAAGUAAGAUUGAAACAGAUUACAAUUGGGGUUCUUGAAAUUUGCUAGUGUGAAAAAAGGGCCGACAUCUCGCGAUGCCACCACUGGUAUCCCCUCAAAAAAAAGACGUCUGAGAAACGAGCGUAGAGAUGACGUACUGAUGACUUGUCACUACCUUGAUCUGGGUAGUGCUUCUGAUUGGUUGAAGAAAUUUUUUUUUAUCAGUUAUCACAGAAGCAUAUUCUUCUUGUUAUCAUCAAUGAUUGCUUUGUUUCAUGUAUCCGUUGUUCCUUCUUGUUCCCGGUGUUCCCUCUUGUUCCCCUGUUCCCCGUGUUACCCCUUGUUCACCCUUGUUCCCCUUUGUUCCCUUGCUCCCCCUGUUACCCCUUUGUUCCCUUGUUCCCCUUGUUCCUCUUGUUCCCGCUUGUUCCCAUUGUCCCUCCUUGUUCCUCUUGUUCCCCCUUGAUCUCCCUUGUUCCCUUGUUCCUUUUGUUACCCCUUGUACCCUCUUGUUCCCCUUGUCCCCCUUUGUUCCCCUCGUUCCCCCUUGUUGCCCUUGUUCCCCUGUUCCCCUUGUUCAUUUACAGUUUACGACUUUGAAUGUUUGACAAUCACAAAUCUCAGUAAAUGAAAAAAAACGAUCACGGUUCAAGAGAAACCCCCUUAAAAGCCGGAUACCGAAUCAUAAACACGUUACCGAAAAGGUUCUUCAUCUGAUCUGGUGAAGACGGUUAGUAUGGGAAAUUCGAAAGUCGGGGCAAAAUUAAGAGAAAAUGAAACAAAUGUUUCACCCGAAUUACUCGGACUUUAUCAGCGUUGUGAAGUGACGGGUUGCGUAAGAGUUUUUUACAAUGUUUUCUACUCGAUAAAAAAUCAAUAGACAACUGAAAAAAUAAAACGGUGAUUGGUCUAAUCUAAACGGAAUCUUUUUUACCAGGUAAAGGAUUUCACUGGUUCUCCUUUUGCUGACGCCAGGAAAGUUCACGCAAGUCUUGCUAAUUUUGGCAAGUUCUCUUUGUGGAUCGACACGGAGCGACUUAAAACCACUAAUCAGAAUGAUGAGUCGUUGGGGAUGGUAAGUAGUGUUGUGUUACAAUAAUUGCGAAUUUAGAAAAGUGUGUAAUUGAACGUCAAAAAUAAAUCCUUUGGAUUGGGUGAAAAUCUCACACCGUCUUGCUUUCCCGCACUUUGCCACGCACCCCUCACUCAAAGCUCAGAUUGGUUCUGAUUGGUUCAUUGGAUUGUCUUUUGCCCUAGUCUCCCCAUAAUAUGGCCUGGUGUCGAUGCCUUAUUUGGGCUGAGUAUAAUGCCCAGGGGGUGCUCCCUUAUAUAAGCGACUUACGUAUGUGUCGCCCGAAAGUGUGGAGUUUUUGCGCCGUUUUGGUCUGAAAACGGUUAUAGAUUUUGCUCGUUUUGGGCUGGAAUCGGGCGUAGUUUUUGAGGGAACAACGGAAGUGUAUGAACGUAUUUAUCGUUUCAAUUCCAAAUGAGUAAGAAAGAAAGAGAAAUACGUAAAUUCGACAUUGAUUUUAAGAAAUCUUUUUUGUUAUUGUUCUAAUGUAAGAAAUGAUUUGCCUAGUCCCUAUACGGCGUCUUUCCAGGCCCUCUCGGUCAGUGCAUUUCGGUGACGUAUCCGAGACGAACGGCCGGGAGACGCCUCAAAAACUUUCUCGGACCACGUGACUCGAAACGCAUCGGCCGCGCAUAAUAAUGAGGCCUAGGGACUAGGCAAAGAAGUGAUGACAUAAUUUCUUAGAGGCCAGGUCUGAGAAUGGGUAUGGAUUUUAGAGACCGGGUCUGAAAUAGGGUCAGGAUUCGGAGAACCAGGCGGCACACCCCACCAAAAACUCCGAGGAGUACCCACCUGGGUUUAAUGUUGGUUCCCUUCUUUGCUCUGAGAGGGGUUUCUCUGGGUACUACGGUUUUCACCUCUCCUUUUGAAACCAACAUUCCCAGACUCCAAUUCCGUCUCAAAAAUGUCUGCAAUCAGUUGCGAACGCUCAGAGAGCGACAGGUAUAUCAGUUCUUGUAACUGUCACGAAUCAACCUCUACAAAUAACUUGAGUUAAGUUUGGUUUUUAUUUAUAGGUAGUAAAUUAAUAGUAUUAUUUUUUUACAUUAGUAGUAGUAGCAGUAGUAGUCAUUUUUUCCUUUUAUGUGUGUUUAGUUUGCGCAGAUCGCCGAAGGACUUGGAAAGGCUAAAGCAGUACUGGCCUUUGUGAGUAAACAGUAUGCAAACAGUGAAAACUGCCGAAUGGAAAUCCAGUUUGCUAUAAAGGUAGGCACAGUAAAAACAAUCUUGGGUAUGAGACUACCUUGGAAAAACAAAAGCCGUUGAUAUAUUUUCCUUAGAUCCUUGAGGCGAGGAUAUAUUUAUUUGUUAUUCUUCUACCACAGUAGAAAAUAAAAGAGAUUACAAGUAACAGAAAUUGGAAAGGGUUUAUGAGUAUAUAUGUAGCGCGACUUUACAGUAAUCAUACGUGAUUUGUUCUUUUAGUCUCUAAAGAAACCAGUGGUUCCGGUGAUCGUGGGCGCAGAUGAUGACUGGCAGAGUACAGUAGUGGGACUGCUGGUUGCUGGUCAAGAUAACCCUGCCAUUAACUUACAGAAUGUUCAGUCUGAACAGGAAUUUUAUCAGAAAGUACAAGACAUUCAGUAAGUGACCAGAGACAGAUCAGAGUGAAAGCUUUGAUUUUCUUACAUUGGAGAGGUUUGGUAUUUUUCGAGAGUAAUUUGAUAGGCAUUUGGUCUUUUUAUUUAAUCAUUUUUUGCGACUGGUUCACUUUGUCUACCAUUCACGAGCAAGACCAAAUACAUGGGUUGGUGGCCAGAUGUUGCAUGUCCCAUGAAACGUAUUGUCUUGUACACUUUGUCAAACUGGUGAAUUAUUCCAUUUUGCUUUCGUGUUUAGUACUUUCUAUUACCUUUCGGUUGAAUGUGAUAGGUAUAUAUGUGCUUUUUGAAUACAUUAGUGAUUACGGUCCGUGGAAAAACAGCAUUCUGUUCUCUUGCAGGGCAGCCAUUUUGCCUUUGCUUGGUGUUCGGGAGGAGUCCAGAAGCUACCGCGCACCUAGAAUCGGUGAUCACGUGAUUUCCCACCACAUGAAGUGGGCAUUCUAUGGUGCGACAAUCGCCAGCUUUGACCGAGAGACCAUGUCAUACACGGUGAACUGGGACGAUGGGGAUCCAACAGGAAAAGUUCAAUCUUAUAAGGUGGAGUGCAAAUUGUGAUAAAUACCUUGUGCGCGGUUAAUUAGGCUGGCCCUUUUUUUAAGCUUAAAGCUAUGUUCACGCCAUACUGGAUAGUUCUCGCGCCGGAACGAAAACCAUACUAGAUAGUCAUUCAGUCAGCUGGUCAGUCUGCAAGUCUCUCAGUCAUCCAGUCAGUCAGUCAGUCAAUAGCCCAUUCACAGACUCUCUCUUUUUUUUUCGAAGUCCGUUGAGCGUGGGUGAUAAAAAAUAAAAACCGCGGGGGAUUUAUUGACCGCCAACGCAAGGGGGUAGGGGUGGGGGGAGAAGAAAAAUAGACGUUCUUUAUUUUUCCUUCUCGCGCGCUCGCCGAUGUUUUCGAAAAGAACGAAAAGAAAAAUAAAACAACUUCUGUGUACAGGCUAGUCAGUCAGUCAGUUUGUCUGUUAAUCUCUCAGUCAGUGAGUCAUUCAGUGAGCCAGUCCGUCUUUUAGUCUCUCAGUCACUUAGUCAGACUGACUUCAGUUAGUCAGUCUGUAAAUCAGUUUUUCAAUCAGCCAGUCUCUCAUUCACUGGAGGUCUGACAAUCAGCCAGUCAGUCAAUUCGCAAUCUCAAUCAGUCAGUCAGUUAGUCACGCUGCCCCUGAAUCAGUCCGUUAGCCAGUGUGUUAAUCAUUCACUUAGUCAUUCACUGAUCACUAAUUUUGCUUGCUUGUGAUCUUAGGACCUGGCUAUUGAUCAGGUGCCCACCGUAGACCAAGUUGGUGUGGAUUCAAUUGUAUUCUUCCCCCAGGGAUCGUACGGAGCCACAGAAGGAAAUAACACCGGAGGAAUAAGGUUUCACCAGGGGAUUGUCACACGCGUCUGGAAGGUUCGUUACUCCUUUUUAAGAGCUCCCUGGUCCUUUUCUUAUUAUAUGUUUGGAAGCGAAAUAUUUUUUUAGUAGUUAUCAUCGAUAUUGAGACCCUGUUUUAGUUGCAUCACCAUUAAGUUAUUGGUUGUUUACCAUUUACAAAACGUUUUCGGAAAAUCCAGUUGGAGAGUAAAUGGAACACGACUUUCCAAGUCGUUCUAGGGGAAAAUUUCCGGGAGCAACGGAAUCUCUGAAAAGGUAGUCCUGUUUUUCCGGAUGGAAUAUUUCAAACGGAAAUUCGUGAUCAUUUCCUCUUCAAAGCCAUCUUUGAUUUGUACAUAUGGAAAACGGGAUUCUGGAACGAAAUUUACCAGUCGAAAAUUUUGCUUACCAUUUGCCGAAACCGUGGAGCGACCGGUUUGCCUAUGUGAAUGGUAAACAACUAUUCUCUAAGGGUGCUGUCCACAAGUCAGAACUGGCCGGCCGGACCAUGGCCAGACCAGUCAUUUUGUAAAUGAAACAGACUUUUUCCAAGGGUUUUUUUUGGCUGAAAAACAAAAACCAUCUCCUAAUUCUUCCUCCAGCCACAAAAUUAACCCAAUAUUGGUUACCCUGUGCGUCAUCAUAACGAGCGUAAUAUUAUUUGUGUUCGUCUCAGGACCCCUCUGGCGUCACCCGAUAUGAUGGCCACCACACCAAAGGAGAUGAAGACGGCAAAUGGGUCACAUACAGUGGAUACCAAUACAAUUUCCAAGGAAUACCUCUGGAAAAACUUAGGAUCUCACCUAAUGCCAUGGACGCACUGAUGGCGUGCCAACAGGCGUUCAGUUGA
Molecule: messenger RNA, 9776 nt
Organism: Porites lobata
Lineage: Eukaryota; Metazoa; Cnidaria; Anthozoa; Scleractinia; Poritidae
Source: the annotation of a GenBank genome assembly